AUGUAUGUACAAAAGGGUUGUUGUAAUUAUUUGUUGUUCUUUUCAGAUGUGAAGACCAUCUUGAAAGGUGUAAAUGGGAGGCUGAAGUCUGGCGAACUGACGGCCAUCAUGGGGCCGUCAGGUGCUGGCAAGUCUACCCUCCUCAACAUUCUUACUGGAUACAAGACGUCUGGAAUGGAGGGUUCUAUCACUAUAAAUGGCCAUGAAAGAGACCUCUCUCAGUUUGCCAAACUGUCAGCGUACAUUAUGCAGGACAACCAGCUCCAUGGUAACUUAUCUGUCGAGGAAGCCAUGAAUGUUGCAACAGCUUUGAAAUUGGGCACACAGAUCAGCAAACAAGAAAAACAGAAAGUUAUUCAAGAAAUCCUGGAAACCUUAGGUUUACAAGAGCAUGUAAAGACUAUGACCUCAAAUUUAUCUGGAGGACAAAAAAAACGUCUCUCAAUUGCUCUAGAAUUGGUCAACAAUCCUCCUAUCAUGUUUUUUGAUGAGCCUACCAGUGGUUUGGACAGCUCUUCUUGCUUCCAGUGUAUUUCCCUCCUGAAAUGCCUCGCUCGGGGCGGCCGAACCAUUAUCUGUACCAUUCAUCAGCCAUCCGCCAGGUUGUUUGAGAUGUUCGACCACCUCUACACCCUGGCUGAUGGACAGUGUAUCUACCAGGGUUCCACCCAGCAGCUCGUGCCCUUCAUGGCCACCCUCGGCCUUGUCUGCCCGUCCUAUCACAACCCUGCCUCAUUUAUAUCAUGUGGUGAAUAUGGGGACUAUGUUCGUAAACUCGUUGCUGCAAUUCAGAACGGAAAAUGUGAUAUUCAAGCUGGUAAACCAUUCCCCCAGACAGAGCAACUCAACAAUGCUGACUUCGAUAAGAAAAUAAACAACACUCAGUCACUGCCUGGGGAAGCUAAUCAUGGGAACAAUUUACUAUCUUAUACGCAAAAUGAUAUUUCAAAAGAAGUUCCUGCAUCUGCUGGAGAUGGCGUUGUUAUCCCUAUUGAAAUGACUACAUGUGAAGCUGACAAACCUGGCGUAACAUCUACACUUCUUGAAGAUUCUCUCCCAACAAGUCAAAAGAGAUAUGGUACAUCGGAGUUAAAUCAAUUUUGGAUAGUUCUCAAGAGGACAUUAUUGUUUUCACGAAGGGAUUGGACACUUAUGUACUUACGAUUAUUUGCUCAUAUUCUGGUUGGUUUUCUGAUUGGAGCUCUCUACUACGAUAUUGGAAAUGACGGUGCCAAAGUUUUGAGUAAUUUGGGUUUCCUCUUCUUCAACAUGCUCUUCCUUAUGUAUACAUCUAUGACUAUCACAAUUUUAUCAUUCCCGCUUGAAAUGCCCGUGUUGAUUAAAGAGAACUUCAAUCGAUGGUAUUCGCUGAGGUCGUAUUACAUGGCUAUCACAGUAUCUGAUAUUCCAUUUCAGGCGAUAUUUUGUGUGAUUUACGUUUCAAUAGUAUACUACCUAACUUCGCAGCCUCCUGAAUUAUCAAGAUUCACCAUGUUCUUAUCAGCCUGUCUUCUGAUUUCAUUUGUUGCGCAAUCCGUAGGACUUGUUGUAGGUGCUGCCAUGAAUGUUCAGAAUGGUGUCUUCCUAGCACCAGUUAUGUCUGUGCCUUUCCUUCUCUUUUCUGGAUUUUUCGUCAGCUUUGAUGCAAUUCCCAUUUACCUCAGAUGGAUUACAUAUCUUUCUUAUAUAAGAUAUGGUUUCGAAGGAACAACUUUGGCUACAUAUGCAUUUGGUCGUGAAAAACUGAAGUGCUAUCAGGUAUACUGCCACUUCAAAUCGCCUUCUACCACUUUAGAAGAACUUGAUAUGUUAAAUGCUGACUUCAAUCUGGAUAUCAUAGCAUUAAUUGUUAUUUUUAUUAUUUUGAGGAUAGCUGCAUUCCUCUUCCUCCGUUGGAAGUUAAUGUCCCAACGUUAAAAAAAAAAAGUGAAGAAAGUGCGGUUUUAUAUAUAUAAAAAUGUAUACAUUUACUAUAUGAUAGUUUAAUGAUAUUGUUUGUAUAUAGAAUAUACAUAGGGCCUCUUUUAUCUGAAUUAUGAUUUUAAGAAUAGAAUAAUUUUUAUUCAAUUGGUAGUCAAUAGUUUAUUCAAUAAUCUGAUUAUUUUUUUUGAUUUUAUAUUAAUUUUUCAUUUUUAAAGUUAGCGUUAUUUGCUCCUUUCAGAUAAUCGAGUUUCUAUUGUAUGUAAAUCUAUUUUUGUAUAAAUCUAAUGAAGUGUCUUCAGUAUUAUGACACUCAUAAAACUUUUAAAUAUGCUUCUGAAUAUUUUGUUUUGUGAAGUAAUUGGUUGUAAAUCAACCAUUACAAGUUUAAAAAAAUUUUGGUUAAUCAAAUAUAUUGAAACUAAAUGUGCCUAUCUAUGGGAAUAUUUUUGAUAAUAUUCUAGCUGAUAAUAAUCAGCAAUUUUUUUAUAAUUUUCUCUUUUGAAGGAAAGAUUUUGAUAAUCAAAACAAACUAAGAAGAAGAGUGUUGUCAAUUAUAUGUUUUUUUUUGUUUUAUUUUUUUUAUUACUUGUAAUGUUAUAGAUUUUUCUAUUUUUCAAUGAACCAGGGUGAAAUUAUUACUUCAAGUAUAUUUUAUCUUGUAAAAUUAUCUAUUCAUUUUCAAAUUCUGUAGUUAUUUACUACUUUUUCUGUUAUUAAAAUAAACUAUAAGAAAUCUUAAGUAGUUAUGUACGAAUCAUUCCUCGGUUGUGUAUAUCCUGAUAUUCUGUGAUAGUUGUUUUUUCUGAUGUCACAUGCUUGCAACACUUCGUAAUAACUAAGCGGAAAAUAAUUGGCAUAUAAAGUAUGCUCAUGAAUGUAGAUAGCUCUUAUUUCUUUUUUUUUUUUUCUAUAUAUUUUUUGUAGUUAGACCUAGUUAUUGAUGUUGCUUCCAUUAUUUAUAUGGCAAAUCUUUGUUUUUCAUUUGUUAUUUUAUAAAUUUAUAUAAAUUGGAUUAAAUUAUUCAAUAUGUAAUCACUUUCAUUUUCAAAAUCACUUAUACAUUUAUAUAUAUCUAUAUCCACUUUGUUGAUUUUUUUCUUAUUUGUAUUUUAUAAUACUAUACCUAGUUUUUCCUUUUUUUUUUUUUUUUUUUUUUUUUUUACUGCUGUGCUAUAACAUCCAUGACAUUGAAUUGUAUUUUAUGCUGGUAAUUAAAUGAAGUAACAAAUUAUAUACUUUUUUAAUUACUCAAUUUUGUAAAGUGGUACAUGCGAUUACUGGUUUCUGUAUUUAAAAAAAAAAGUUAAGAUAUGUAUUUUAAUUACAUGGUGAUGCCAAUAGAAAUAAACAUGUGACUUAUCAAGUGUAAAACAAAUAUUUUAAAUAAAGUUAUUUUUAAAUUUUCUAAUUAUUUAUUAUUACUUUUUAUUACCUACAUUGCGAAGAAAGAAAUAAUGCCUUCAUAAUGCCUUAGUCUGAAAAAAUUAAAAUUACUAUCUUUACGCUGUUUAUAAAAAUAAAUAAAUAUCAAUGCAGGAUUUUAGAGACAUCUUGUCUCAUCCAUUAACUCAUAUAAUACUUAACUAUUUUUUGAUAAUUUAUGAGACAUAUCUAGAAUCAUGUAUUGAUAUUUAUUCUUUCAUAUUU
Molecule: messenger RNA, 3570 nt
Organism: Nezara viridula (southern green stink bug)
Lineage: Eukaryota; Metazoa; Arthropoda; Insecta; Hemiptera; Pentatomidae
Source: the annotation of a GenBank genome assembly